This is a messenger RNA of Bactrocera tryoni, 7046 nucleotides long. Its product is annotated as coiled-coil domain-containing protein CG32809. Bases 369 to 3827 code for a protein of 1152 amino acids. NCBI's taxonomy places the organism in Eukaryota, Metazoa, Arthropoda, Insecta, Diptera, Tephritidae. The record is from RefSeq and is a predicted model, not a curated record. Gene Ontology annotation, cellular component: cytoplasm. The transcript has 21 exons.
UGUUGAAGUAUUAUUGAUGUUGGGAACACGAACACUUUUAAUGGCACUGCACCAUUUUGGUGAGUUUAAUGUGCAAGGCGGGAUCGUCAUUAUUUUUAAUGCGCAGACGCGGAAAUGAAAUUUCCUAAGUCCUGUGCAUAUUUAGGGCGGAAACUCUUUUAUGAUAUACCAGAAAUAUUUGGCAUUACAACGUAUUGAACGGUUUUUAAAAGCGGUCACACAUCUACGCUGCCCUAAAUUAUUCAUAAAUAUUUGAUAUUUCAAAUUUAUUUGAACAAAAAGUAUUAUAAAUGCUCAAAAAAUUGCAAAAUAAGUUGAAAAUAUAAUAAGUCGUCGCUACCCAACCAACACAUUUCAAUUGUCACACGAUGCUGAUACGUUGGAAGAGCAAAGAUAAAAGUUCAUCGAACCUGAGCAGCAGCAACAGCAGCAGCAGCUCAUCAAAGAAAAAACGAAAAGGACGUGAAGGAGAAGACUGGCAGAAUGAGGCUAAAACUGGGCGUAUGCCACCCAAUGAGCAAGUUAGCGAUCAUAGGAGAGGUAUGCGGCGAGACGAUCCGCGACGGCACACCCUGGGUGGCGAUAUGAUAUUGUAUGCCGGUAAUCAAGGACAGCAGCAGCAGCGGGCAAUGGAUCUAGAGAUGAGUACGCGCGCACAAAAAAACAAAAAGAAUAAUGUACCACGCGGCUAUACUCCCUUGAAUCAAGGACCUUUGUUCGACGAUGACCCAGGCAUCAUGUCCGAGGUAGAAACGGCAAGCACUGGCUUUCGGCGUGGCAAUAAACAACGGUCUUCGCUCCCAGUCGUUAGAACACCGUCGAAGACGUUGGAGCGCCCUUUAGGAUUAGUAUUUUUACAGUAUCGAUCGGAAACAAAACGCGCUUUAUUGCCUAACGAAAUAACCUCAAUUGAUACCGUUCGAGCGCUUUUCGUUCGUUCCUUUCCACGACAACUAACCAUGGCAUAUCUAGAGGGUCCAAACGUCAAGAUCUACAUACAUGAUGCAAGCAAGGACAUGUUUUAUGAACUGGAGGAUGUGCGUUCACAUUUACGAGAAAUUCGUGACCGCUCAGUAUUGAGACUUUUCGAAUCCACUGAAGUUGCUGCACCGCCACAAAUUCUACCAGGUGGCCCUGGUGUACCUCAGCCUCUCCCACAAGUUACACCUAAUCAUUGGGACCAAGAUCAGAGCUAUUUCAGCGAACCAGAAUUUGAUUCAGAUUACAAACAUCAACACAUUCAUAAAUCAAAGAUCGGUAAACAGGCGGCACCGUACUACGUGGGCACCUCGCAGACGUUACCGCGCGGUAUGUACUCAUCAGAGCGCACAAAAGUUCCCAUUGGAGCGCCAGUGAAACCCUUGCGGGCGCACAACUCAAGAGGUAGCAUGGAGCCAUUAUUUCCUUAUACCCCGGAUCAGUUAUAUAGCAUCCCAGAUGGUUACUCAAGUUCACCUGAACGCAGCACACGAGGCAACUACGAGGAGCCAUAUUACAGUCAAUAUGGAACCAGAGGACCAGUGGUUGCGCCAAUCAUUGAUGAAGAGCAGGGUGAUGUGGGUCUUACUGAGGAUCAAUACGCCGUAUACGGAAUGAAAGUAGGACCAGGGCGACUACCGAGACCGAACCAAAUGUACGAUUCGGCUAGGCCUGAAGACUUGCAUCGUAUUCGGGUAGAACAUAUGGAACGCCAAUUGGCCAAUUUAACAGGUCUAGUACAGAAAGCUCUCGUAAAUCAACAGCCGCAAAUUACACCGAUUCCCGUGCCAACCUUGGAUCAAAACUAUUUGGUUGUACCAACGCAGUGUCAAGCUAACGGGUCGGGAAAUGAUUUGUAUAUAAGGGAAAAGGCACCGAAGUUAGGGAAGAGCUCAUGCCAGAAAUCAGUGUCGUUUGAAAAGUCAGUUUCCUUUAGUGACGACAUACAAGGAAUACCCAAAUCUCAUAGUCCUCAACACGCUGCCGAUAACAAACCUACAAAACCAGCAAUAAAAUCAUCGACUUUACCUCGUACAUCUUCCCAGGAGAGAGACCGCCUUAAACCGCCGCCGCCCCCCAAGCCACUGGUUUUGGCUCAGACGCACCAAACCUAUCGCGCUGAUAUAGCUCUUGCUCCAGAGGUCUACAAUCAUUUGCGUGGUUUGCAGAAAAAGGCCAAGGAUCUUCGCAUGGAGGUGCGUACACUGCGUCGUCUAUCUCAAGCACAGGCGGUCGCAGUGCGCGAAGACAUCAAAGGAACUUUUAUGCGCAUACGUGCCACACUGCUGGCCAGCAGCGGUACAUUUUGGGGCAGCCAUCAGGGUGAUCAAGAUGCCACGCGAAUCUCGCGCGAAGAGGAACUCUAUAAGCAAGAAGUUAUCAGACUGGAAAAAGACCUUAGCGACUUGGAGGCAUCUGUGGAGACACUACGCGGCGAAGUAAUUAAUCGACGUACACGUGUCAAUAUGACUGCCGUGGAGGACAUGGCAUUGGUACUCAGCAGAGCCAGUAAAACCGUUGCGGAAUUAAAAAUGAAAUUUCCUGGACUCUCCAAUGGACUACGUUGCAUGCUAUCGAGCGAAAUGGAACGUGUCGUACGGGAGGAGAAAUUUCUAAAAGAAGAACCUGACAGGCUUGAGUCGGCAUUAAGGCGAUGUAAAAAACUAACGGGUACAUUAGUGACCUUGAAAAGGCUGGCCAGCGUACAAGAGCAACGAUUGCCCCCUAACGAACCGCAAAUCAACGAAGAGCCGCCGCGUUCGGCCGAGAUCUCCAAUGCAGACAAACCAAUCCCAACACCCAGGAUGGGGUCGUUCGCUAUCAGCGGGGGACCCGAAAACGCACUCGAUGCUCUGCUAGACGAAUUGCAGACUUUUUCGAAACCACUCUCACAGAAUAAUGAGGUACGCCCCGAUGAUUCAACAUCUGAUGAAAGUUCACAAGCUCUGCAAAGCACAGUCACCACACAAAUAUCCCAAGCACGUCUAUAUAUACAAACUACCGACGCAAGCAUCAUUCCAAUGCAAUCGCAACCCAUUUCCACCGCAGCCGCCAGCAUUGUUAACACUUUGCCACAUAAACAAAGCAAUCACAUCACCAGCGAAACCAUUGUUAAUGCAACCAAUGUAACCUCUCUAAUGGUGCAUACCAAUGUCGGCAGUCUUCGACGUCUCCAUUCAUAUCCCAGUGGGUCAGAUACAGACAUAUCACCGCCACAGAACGUGCGUGCGGUGACUACCAAGCCACCAGUCCCCGAACGCACCGCAGAUCUGAUAACUAAAGUGACUAACAAACGUAUACCUCCACCACCCCCACCACGUACUAGUUCCCGUAGUCCACUCGCUAGCCCCACAAACCCAAAUGUCCCACACCAAUUACCAACAGUUAGCGAAACCGACGUCUUGGGCAACAAGUCAGAUAGCGGCGGAGUAAGUGGCAAUUCCAGCGGUAACGAGUCGGCGAACGACCACGUCCAGAGGCAAGUGGCUUUGGAAAUGCGUCAUCAGGAAUUGCUUAAAAAGCAGAAACUCUUACAGGAACAAUACCAACGCUUGCAGCAAAUGACGAAGAUUACCGGCGUGGAAAUGACCGCCAUAGAUAGCACAGUCCAACUACAAAAAACUAACAGCGACUCUAAUUUACAGCACCAGUCACCAAUAGCCAAUGUGGGAGAAAAGUCACAAGACAAUGGCAUGCCAGGAACAGAGAAAAGUGACAAUACAAAACAAGUCGUCAACGUCAUUGCAUCAAAUUCAGAAGCGCUGGGAAAUUCGGGUGGUGGUGGCAAAAGUGUUGGUAGCGCUGGGGGCUCUACCACGAAGCAGCUAUAUGAGACAGAAAUACUCUAACAUAAACCAGUAAUAAUGGUGGAAUGGCAAGAAACUGAAAUCGAUAUUUGAGUAAAGGAUAAAAAGCACAAGCACACAUGACGCACUGGAGCACAGGUUUUACUUGGAACACGCUUACCGCUGACAACUGGCAACUGGCAAACGUUAUUGUAAUAAACGCACAGAAAACCUACACCGCACUAUGUUGCAAGAAAACAACGAUUAACAUUAACGGUUGGAGAUUUAAGAGAAUGUUAGAAAUUGAAUUGUUUGAAAGAACAAAAGACACUAGUAUCUGUAUAAAUAUGUGGUAAUUGUGGUGGUUAGCAGAUAACUGGCAGAUAGUGUUGAUUUGUAUUAUGAAAUUUCGUGAAAUGCUGAUGAAAUUUUAGUCAGUAUACAGAACAUAUUAGUACGAUUUAAAAAAAUGCUAAGAGGUUCUUCUAACACCUAUGUAUUGUAAUAUAUUCGUGACUACAUUCACAUUUAAUAUAGGAAAGUCUAGUCAAGCUAUUAAUAACUGUCCCUUGCUCAAUCCACCUAGAAAGCAAACAUUUAUCAGAUUUAGAGUGCCAGUCAUUUGCAUCUGACCAUAGCGCAACCAUAAUUUAGGUGAACCUAUGUUCUAAGCUUCUUUCAAAGCUCAUAAGAAAUAAAUGCAUGUCUCAAACUGCAAAACUGAAAUUAUACCGCAAAUUGACCUGUUCGAGUUUAAAUGAAAAAUGUGACAACUUUGGUGACUAUCAAAUAGCAACCUGCUUCAAAAGCAUCGCGCUCAUCAAAGUAACCCGCAAACUCAUUAUCAAUAAGCAGACAACAGGCACUUAAAACAAAACCUAAUCACAUCGUAAUGUUACAUUCUCUGCAACGAUACUCAAUAUAUUUUCACGGUUCACUGGUAUCUUUGCAAUAGUAAGUUCAAGGGAUAUUCCCUGGAUAUACUAUCAGUAUCCAUGAGUAAGGGUACUCAUUUAAUGUAGCAUUGAUAUAAUAGUAGCAAAGUGGCAAAAUGGCCUCUUAGUUUAAAUGAAUGCUCCGUGGCAUUUUGCCAUAAGACAGCUGUUUUUCAUUUAGCCGAGAUCGUUUUCUCCAUAAAUAUUUAAUCAAUUUAAUUUAAAAUAAUCAAAUGAUACAACAUUAUAUUUAAAUUUACUUUCAUUUCUCAGCAAAGAAACCAAAACGCGAGAAAAGCGUAACCAGCUUAUUGGGGUUUGCGACAAAUAUCCAUAGAUGCCACUGAAAUAGUUUCGUACAGUUGCAAAUUUGUUUUGCAAAGCUGUUUUGCGACAUUAAAUGAGUACCAGUAGUGUUUUUGUUAAUUUUAUCAAUGUAUUUUUUCAGUGCAGGGCCAUCACAACCACUACACUUUCUCACACAUCACACACUUUUAUAAAUAUAGAUAUGUAUGUGCACUGGUGCAUAUUCAAAUUGUCUGGUCUUAGUUUUAGGAUAUAAGCUGUUGUACUUGUAGUCUAGGAUACAGUACUGCGUAAGGCUUUAGAUUUAGAAAUAGUUGCUACACUUACGUAAUUUAUUUUGGUACAAUAAGUACACAUUAAUUUAAUAUAAAAAAAUGAAAUGGUAUUUAGACAUGCAUAUGAUGUAGAAUAUAUUGCUGCAAUGUAUGUACGAAAAGUUGGUGACCAUAGCUCGAAGUGAAUCGAAUCAAAGUGGGAACGAAAAGACACUAUGUCUGCUUAAAUGAAAUUUAGAAGGCAUUUGUUUUGCCUAGUUGUUAUUUAGUUAAUAUUUUAAAAUUGCUAGUUAUAAAUGGUUGAAUAUAUAAAUUAAAUUAUUUGCACUUACAAGGGUAUAUCCACAUAUACAUUGCGAAGAGUGGAAUGGUCCUACAAGUCCUCGAUAACAAUAUUUAAACAAGUAUAUAUAGCAAUGAAAUCAUAGUAAAUCAGCAAUUUGCAGUGCAAGUUGACCUAAUUAAUCGUCAAAUGUAUGUAUGACUAUGAGAUGUUAUUUGUUGUAAUGCACUUGAAAUUCGCAAUUUUAUCAUUAUAUAAGUGAAAUGUUAGAUUUUAGUACGUAUACAUACAAAAUUUCAUAUCCAUGUAUUUGUUUUUGUUAAAUGUUCACAAAUACUCCACGUACUAAAUACAUAUUUACGAGUAUACGUUAAUGCUUUAGUCCUUUUGUUAACCAAUAGUCAUAAUUCACCUUAUCCGAUUCUUAUAUGUAUGAAUGUAUGUAUAUUCACAGAAUAAUAUGUACUUGUGUGUGACUAACAUGCAAAUGAAUUAUAUUAAAUUAGUAAUUGUACUAGCAUAAAAUGGCAAAGAUCAAGCAAGAAGUAGAAAAUAGUUGAAAUAAAAUUAAACUGCCUGCACUGGAGCUCAUUACUAAAAAUUAAAUACAUGUAUGUAUGUAUAAGAUCUCUGUGAGAGUAGGUGUGUGACAAAAAUGUGCAGGCAGUAACCCAAUAAGUUAACCAUAUACACAUAACAAAGUAAUCCCUAGCAUAUUGAUGAAAAAGUCAUGCCAAUUACGCAUUUUACUUGACAAAAGUUUUGUUAAAUUGGCAAGGAAAGUGAGACUGAUAGUUUUAUGUACAUUACACGCAUUCAAAAAAUAAGCAAACAAACGAACUAUAGUAUUUCGAAUAUUUAUGAAUACCAAAUACAACAUUAUAUGAAAUUAAAAUAUUAUAUUAUCAUUUAGUUUAACAUCAAGCGGGCGGCAAUAAUUUGAUUGAACAUACCAUGUAUAAAAAGGCAAGACAUUCUCAGCUCUUGGCUGUUUUCAAAAAUAUUUUAAUUCACAUCAUUCUUUCCUUUGCCCGGCUACACAUACACAGAGAUUUUUAAACAAAUAAUUGCCCCCGCCAAUCACGUAAGCGUCGAAUCAAAGCAUAACUUAGAAAACAUGCGUAAAUUAAAGCUAAUCAAAGAAAUAAAAUAACUGAAUAUUAACCCUAUUACACACGCCAUUCCAUUCAGCAGUCUCUAUGUCAUUAUAACUUCAGAAUAAAAUAAAAAGACAAACAAGCUGCAUACUCACAUACGUAUGUAUAGUUAAUAAGGAAGAUUAUUGUUUUGCCCUACUGAAUACUCGAGUUGCCUCUACAAGUUUGAACAAAGAAAGCCAAUAAAGUUUAUGGAGAAGUAAUUUUUAAAAUAUACAUAUGUAUGUGAAAACAGAACUACAACAAUAUUUUACAUUAUCAAUGUUUCAUAAUUGGGGCCAAGAGUAUUCACGUGGAUAUUUAGUAAGAACCAAGUUAUCCCAAAA